Strigops habroptila (Kakapo) is the source of this 3504-nucleotide messenger RNA. RefSeq names its product ring finger protein 208 (gene RNF208). NCBI's taxonomy places the organism in Eukaryota, Metazoa, Chordata, Aves, Psittaciformes, Psittacidae. Gene Ontology annotation, molecular function: ubiquitin protein ligase activity. Gene Ontology annotation, biological process: protein ubiquitination. The record is from RefSeq and is a predicted model, not a curated record. The transcript has 3 exons. The coding region runs from base 1307 to 2104 and encodes 265 amino acids.
GCCGGGGGGUGCGGGGGGGAGCGGCGGGGAGCGGAGCGGGGCGGGGGUGCGGGGCGGGGUGCGGGUGCGGGGCGGCGGGCCCGGCGCUGCUGAGCGAGGGAAAUGUGAGCCGGCUGCACCACUGCGGCGGCACUGCGGGAGCCGGCGGCAGCGGAGCGGGAGCGCGCAGGCAGCGCCCGCGCCCGCCGAGCCCCGGGGACAGCGGGGACGGAGCCCGCCCGCCCGGCGGCACCUGCCAGAGAGGAAAGCGGGGUCCGCACGCUGCAGCCCACCCUCCCCGUCCCCGGACGGUAGCAGUGUUGCAUCAGCCCCGAGCGGAGCGGCGGCUCCGCGGCCGGAGGAGGCGGCGGGAGCCGGGGAAGGGAGAGCGGAGCCCGGGCCGGGCGGGAGGUGCCUACCCAGCGCUACCUGCCGCCUCCCCCCCGCUCCCGCAGCGCGUCCCCGCGGAGCAUCCGGAGCCGGCGGGAGCCCGGCGCCGCCAGCGCUGCCUUUGUGCCCGGUACCGGACCCCCCCGCGCCGCCGGGGAGGCUGCUGGAGGAGGCUGCGCGGCCGUGGGAAGCUGCGCCGGGAGCCACGGGAGCAGCGGUGGAGACCCGUGGGCAUCCUCGGGGAGCAGCGCCUGCAUCCUUCUGCCUUUCAGAUAACCUUUAGCUGCUUGGGCCUCUGAACCUCUGCCGGGGACGGAGCGGGGGUCUGGAGGCUAAACUGGGGGCACGGCGGCCCCAGGACCCCCCGUCUGGGGCACGGCGGGGCAAUGCAGCGAGCAGGAAGCUGAGCUGGGCCCAGAGACGGAGGGGACAAGGCAGCAGUGCAGGUGAGCUGCCCCCCAGCGCGGGAUGCUCCCAGAGCCCCUGCCCCACGGGACCUGCCAGUGAGGGCAAGCGGGAGAGCCGGGAAGUCAGAGCAAAGGAAUUUGCAAACACAUUCUUCAGCACCACGAGGAUCCCACGGCGCAUAAACAGCUGAUCCGGCGUGGGAAGUGCCAGUGGAGGCAAAGCGGAGGCUGCCGAGUGACGGCCAAUGUCAUAUUAACAUCCCGGCGAGGCGCUGUGGGGAGCCGACGCUUUGAUCGCCUGCCCAAGAGCAUCCUCCAGGGCAGGCAGGAUGCUGCUGUAAGCCCUGCCUGCCCCUGCCCACCCCGGCCUCGCACCCUCAGGGCUGGCCGGAGAAGAGGGGCGCAGGGCCCGCUGGCACUGCCCCUCAUCCCCAGGAUGCUCUCCCGCACCAGUGGCUGCUCCCUGUGCUCCUGCUCCGCAGCCAGACCGAGAUUGAAAGCUCAGCAGGCUGCCGGCAUGUUUUAGCCUCAUGCAGGCGUCCCUCGGAGACCCCAGAGCAGUGGACAGUAAUGUGAAAACGAUACUCAUGUCGUGUCUGAAAGGGCAACAGGUCAUCAUUAAGAUGGAGGCGAUGAAAAUCAUCCACCCUGAGAAGUUUUCGGAGCUGCAGGCCUCACAGCCGCGCUAUGCGCCAGCCCCACGCCGGGAGCCGCCCCUCGUGGCCAAGCGCGCGUGGCCCUCCGAGUCCGAGAUCAUCGUCAACCAGGCGUGCGGGGACAUCCCCACCUUGGAUGCCACCCCCGGCCCCCUGCCGCUGCCUCGGACUCCCCCCCUGCCGCGGCGGGAGCGCACGUACCAGAGCCAGCGGAAGGGCAGCUCCGAGGUCUGCUACCACCGACAGCCACCGUCGGACGAGGUGAUCGUCAACCAGUAUGUCCUGCACCCCUCGACACCCUGCGAGCCCCUUGAGUGCCCCACGUGCGGCCACAUGUACAACUUCACCAACAAACGGCCCCGCAUCCUGUCCUGCCUGCACUCGGUGUGCGAGGAGUGCCUGCAGAUCCUCUACGAGUCUUGCCCCAAGUACAAGUUCAUCUCCUGCCCCACCUGCAAGCGGGAGACCGUCCUCUUCACCGACUACGGGCUGGCAGCGCUGGCCGUCAACACCAGUAUCCUCAACAGACUGCCGGCCGAGGCGCUGGCCGCCAACCCCGUCCAGUGGAGCAGCGACACCGACCGCAGCUGCUACCAGACCUUCCGCCAGUACUGCGGGGCUGCCUGUACCUGCCACAUCCGAAACCCGCUGUCUUCCUGCACCAUCAUGUGAGCCCCACACCCCUGCCCACACCACUGGGUGGGAGAGGCUGGUGCAGCGCCGCAGCCGGGCCCCAGUCCUUUCUUUACCAGUGCACAGCCCAGCAGAUGCUCUGAUGCUCACCAAAGCUGAGGAUGUGGGACCGGCGUCCUUGCCAGCACUGGUGGGGGGCAAUGGGGAUGCUGGGACCUGGCAGCAGCCCCCCACUCCCCAAUGGUGCCCGGGGAGAGGGACACUGGGAUGGGGAGCACAUCUACCAGUGCAUCCAGGGGCUCCAUUUCCCCCUGGUCCUAUGACAAGCGUCCCCACUGUGUAUCAAGCAUCUCGCCGUGCUCCUUCCCCGGCCGCCUUCUCCCUCCUCUCUCCCUGUGGCUCCUGAGAGUGGAAGCUGGGUCCCAGCUAGAGCGACACCAUCCCCCAUUGCCCCACACAAGGAGGUGCACGGUGCCACGCUGGGUCACCAGCCCAGCACAGGAGGUGAGGACAGGUCCCCGCUGUGUUGUCCCCCACACACCCCGUAAGUUAUUUGCCAAAGCUUUCAUCUCAGCGGCCAAGCCACCGCGCACCCGAGUCGUUGUAGCCAUGCCAAGCACCGCACCGGCCCCUCGGUUGCCAGCAGACACGCGGCCCGUUUCCUCCACAGGCCCUUGAGGAAAGCUCCACUUUAUCCUCGUUUUGGAGGAUUCUUGUUUUUUCCCCAUCCGUCCCCGGCCGCCUCAUCCCAAGCCACUACACACUCACAAAGGCAUUGAGCUGUGGCCGUUCUCUGCUCCUCUGCACUGAUACCCCAUGGGAUGGCUCAGGGGGGUGGCUCAGGGUCUGGUUCCCCAAACUGCUGGCUCCAGCGAGGGGAUUUGGCUGGGCGGGGGGGGCAGAGAUCUGGCUUCUGCCCAUGGUCCCUUCCCUGGAGCAGCACCUCUGCUCUGUCCCCUGUGCAGAGGGGCUGGCAGGCCGGCAGGCCCCUGGGCACAGUCUUGCUUUCUCCAGGCACAUGGGGGGGGCAGGUUUGCUGCCAACAAAGCAAAAAAGAAUUAAAAAAAAAGCCAUAAUUUGUGGGUGCUCCUGCGGGGCUGAGCACCACGACCCGGCACCAGAGGCACUGGGGCUGGGCGAGCCCGAGGGGCCCUGCAGAGCCCCCGCCACAUCAAAGAGCAGCUCCCAGCACUGGCCUAAGCCCAGCAUCCACCCAGGGAGCAGGGCUGAACCGACCCCCCCUGCCCACCCCAAGGGACGGGGCGAUGCUGCCGGCACAGCCCCAGGUACCACCCACUGCCCGUGCAGAAUGGGGCCGAUCCCGAUUCCGUGUUGCUCUGCCAAUGCCUCCCGCUGCUGGUUGUGAUGAUGAUCAUGUUUUAUACCCGGCCUUGUUCUAACCCCAUCAGUCUCCCCAAUAAAGAUUAUAUUGGAACGAA